AAGGGCCGCCUUCAAUAAUAAUAUACAGAUUAAACACUCUUGAGGGUGUUUGGUGUAUAUAGUUUUGUGAAGUCGGUCUGGAAAUGGGGGAUUAUGAGGAAGGAAACGAUGAAGUUGAAAGACACAGGAGAUUGAGAAAGCAGCUCGCAGUUGCCGUAAGAAGUGUGCAAUGGAGCUAUGCGAUCUUCUGGUGCUCUUCACCCACUCAACACGGGGUUUUGGAGUGGGGUGAAGGGUAUUACAACGGGGGCAUGAAGAAGAGGAAGAAGAGUUAUGAUGAAGAGAUGGAUGAUGAAUUCAAGGCUCGCUGUAAAUACGGGCUGCUAAGAAGCAAACAGCUCAGGCAGCUUUAUCUCUGUAUGCUCGAAGGAGACACAACACCGACUGCUGACUACGGCACGAUCUUGUCGCCGGAAGAUCUCACGGAUGAAGAGUGGUAUUACUUGCUCUGCAUGUCCUAUGCCUUCUCUCUCGGCCAAGGCUUGCCAGGCAUAAGUUUGGCAACUGGCGAGACCAUCUGGCUUUGCAACGCCCAGUACGCGGAGAGCAAACUCUUCACCCGAUCUUUACUAGCAAGAAGCGCCUCGAUUCAGACCGUUGUGUGUUUUCCCUUCUCAGGCGGUGUCAUUGAACUGGGCGCCACAGAUUUGACUGCGGAAGAUCACAAUCUGCUUCAGCAUGUCAAAGCUUGCUUCUUAGACACCUCCAAACCACACUGCUUUCCAGAAGACUUCUCCGCCGGCCAAAACACUAACAGCGACGAUGAUCACAACCGAACCGGGUUUUGGAUCAGCCAAGAGAAUUUUCAUCAGCUCGGGGAUCAUUCAGAGAGGGAUCGUCAGGUUACACUGGAUUUGGGGUCUGAAGAAGACAUGCAUUAUAGACGAACGGUUUCCACCCUUCUUAGAUACGCUGCAUGUAGAAGAAACAAACCUCAGCAUCGCCCCCUGAAUCUCCCUUCUUCUGAUUCUAGUUCGAGUUUCUUGCGUUGGAAGCGACGUGGAACCUCAAAUGUGAAACGUCAGCGGCAGCCUCAGCAUCCACAGAAUGGGUUGCGGAAGAUCUUGUACAAUGUCCCUUUGAUGCAUUAUAAUGAUGAUACGCAGCGAACAUUUGAGAGGGAAACCUUCGUUCAGAAUGAGGAAAUCCCGAUCGAGUACGGCGAUUCUUCGGACCGAAGAAGAGAGAACGAGAAAUUCCGGCUGCUUGGAUCCUCAAAUGUGAACCGUCAGCGGCAGCCUCAGCAUCCACAGAAUGUGUUGCGGAAGAUCUUGUACAAUGUCCCUUUGAUGCAUUAUAAUGAUGAUACGCAGCGAACAUUUGAGAGGGAAACCUUCGUUCAGAAUGAGGAAAUCCCGAUCGAGUACGGCGAUUCUUCGGACCGAAGAAGAGAGAACGAGAAAUUCCGGCUGCUUGGAUCGAUGGUUCCCACGGUAGACGAGGUGGACAAAGAAUCGAUCCUGAACAACACGAUAAAGUACCUGUGGGAGCUAGAGGCAAGAGUAGAAGAGCUAGAGUCGUGCAUGGGGUCGGUGGAUUUCGUGGAAAGACAGAGAAAGACGAGCAUUGAUCCAUCUGCGUUGAUCGAAGGGACAUCAGAUAACUACGAGAGCACGAACCUCGUUGUUAAUUACAGCACCCCAGGAACGGCGAGAGAGCAUUCAGAAGUCAGAGUUAAGGUCAAGGAAACAGAAGUUGUGAUCGAAAUCAGAUGCCCUUAUAGAGAAUACAUCGUGGCUGAUAUCAUGGAAGCUAUAAGCAAUCUUCACAUGGAUGCUUUCUCCGUCCGCUCUCACACACUUGACGGCUCCCUUGUGUUGAAUCUCAAGGCCAAGUUCCGUGAGGCUGCAGUUGCCUCGGUCGGAAUGAUCAAAAGAGAGCUCAAGAGAGUUGCGGGUGAGUUUUAGAGCAACUAUGCGAUUGUUUCAUCUUUAGAAUGUCAGAAAGAAAGACGAUGUUU
This is a messenger RNA of Tarenaya hassleriana, 1960 nucleotides long. Its product is annotated as transcription factor MYC1-like. NCBI's taxonomy places the organism in Eukaryota, Viridiplantae, Streptophyta, Magnoliopsida, Brassicales, Cleomaceae. The coding region runs from base 84 to 1907 and encodes 607 amino acids. The transcript is spliced from 9 exons. The record is from RefSeq and is a predicted model, not a curated record. Gene Ontology annotation, molecular function: protein dimerization activity.